This is a messenger RNA of Olea europaea var. sylvestris, 2229 nucleotides long. Its product is annotated as ATP-dependent RNA helicase SUV3, mitochondrial. The coding region runs from base 484 to 2070 and encodes 528 amino acids. Gene Ontology annotation, molecular function: RNA helicase activity; ATP binding; hydrolase activity, acting on acid anhydrides. The transcript has 17 exons. Gene Ontology annotation, cellular component: mitochondrial degradosome. Lineage: Eukaryota; Viridiplantae; Streptophyta; Magnoliopsida; Lamiales; Oleaceae. Gene Ontology annotation, biological process: mitochondrial RNA 3'-end processing; RNA catabolic process. The record is from RefSeq and is a predicted model, not a curated record.
GAUGACUAAAAUAAAAUUUGACUGAAAGUUGAGUGACUGGUGUGCUUUUUACCCAAGACUAUUCCACAGGCAAAUGCGAGACUUGUUUUGAGCACAACCGGAAACGGCGGUCGGAAAACUCGCCAUGAACACCGAUACGUCAAUUACUCAGCUCCACAAAAUCCAUUAAUAAAAACAGUUCGAUAUUCACUUCUCUCUUCUUAAUCAUUUUUGCUUCCCUUUUCUAGUAUGAUUUCAAUUUCCGCUUGAUUUUACCUUCAAUUGUCUGAAAUUGAGAAAAAAAAACGAGGGGAAAAAUGGGGUCUUUGAUCUUUCUUCGAAAGCUAACACACUUCAGCACCCCUCGUGGUCUCGGUGGAUCAUAUGAUUUUCAUAAGAUGGAAUUGUUUUUGUAGGUGUGAAGUUUUUGGUAGCUAGUCAGGGAAUAUUAAUUUGGAGUUUUAUUGCCUUUCUGGGGACUCGAAGUUUAGAACUCCAUUGACCAUGUGUCGAUUCUUUAGGCAGCUCAGCGAUUCCACAAGAGCAAUGAAAUUUGACUUUACGGAUCUUACUCGCCCUCAUACUUGGUAUCCAAAGGCUCGAAGAAAAAGACGAAAUAUUAUCUUACAUGUUGGUCCAACAAAUAGUGGUAAAACAUAUCAUGCAUUGAAGCAACUGGAGUCAAGUUGUUCUGGUAUUUAUUGUGGGCCAUUGAGACUAUUGGCAUGGGAGGUGGCAAAACGUUUGAAUAAGGCUAAAGUUCCUUGUGAUCUUAUUACCGGACAAGAAAGGGAGGAAGUUGAUGGUGCAAAACAUAAGUCUGUUACUGUAGAGAUGGCUGAUGUGAAUUCUGAUUAUGCUUGUGCUGUUGUUGACGAAAUUCAGAUGUUAGGGUGUAGGUCAAGGGGUUUUUCAUUUACACGAGCUCUUUUAGGAAUAUCUGCUGAGGAAUUGCAUUUGUGUGGAGAUGCAGCAGCAGUUCCUCUAAUUCAGGAAAUUCUGAAAGUGACCGACGACAUUGUCAAGGUUCAAUACUAUGAGAGGCUUUCACCCCUUGUUCCAUUGAAGAUUCCUCUUGGAUCAUUUGCUAAUAUAAAAACUGGAGACUGCAUUGUCACCUUUUCACGUCGUGAGAUUUACAGGAUAAAGAAACAAAUUGAAAAUGGAGGAAAGCAUCUCUGUUCUGUUGUUUAUGGUUCACUACCUCCAGAGACUCGAACGAGACAGGCAACAAUGUUCAACGAUGAAAACAGUGAGUUAGAUGUUCUCGUAGCUAGUGAUGCCAUCGGGAUGGGUCUUAACCUUAACAUAUCUAGAAUUAUAUUUUCAACCUUGAAGAAAUUUGAUGGUGUGGAAAUGCGGGACCUUUAUGUCUCAGAGAUCAAACAAAUUGCAGGAAGAGCAGGCAGGUAUAGAUCUAAAUUCCCUGUUGGUGAAGUGACAUGUCUAGAUGCGGAAGAUCUACCUCUACUUAAUUCAUCAUUGAGUUCCCCAUCUCCCAUUAUAGAGCAAGCUGGACUUUUUCCGAGCUUUGACCUUUUGUUCAUGUAUUCUCGUCUCCAUCCAAUGCUUGGUAUGCACCAGAUAUUGGAACAUUUUCUGGAGAAUGCCAAGUUAUCUGCAAACUAUUUCAUCGCUGAUUGUGAAGAAAUGUUGAAAGUCGCUGCUGUUAUUGAUGAACUGCCGCUUAAUUUGAAUGAUAAAUAUAUCUUCUGUAUAAGUCCAGUAGAUAUGGAUGAUGACAUUUCAUCUCAGGGCCUUACUCAGUUUGCACAUAGUUAUUCCAGGAAUGGCAUUGUAAGGCUUCGAGAAAUAUUUACUCCGGGAACGCUCAAGGUCCCAAAAACACAAACUGCACUUAAAGAGCUUGAAUCUGUUCACAAGGUCCUGGAUCUGUAUGUUUGGUUGAGCUUUCACAUUGAAGAUAGUUUUCCAGAUCGCGAACUGGCAUCUUCACAGAAGGCUAUUUGCAGCAUGUUGAUUGAGGAGUUCUUGGAAAGACUUGGGUGGCAGAAGCCGAACCCCAAAAUAUUACCUGGCCGUAGCAGAUUGAAGUCUCUGUCGUCUCAAAGUGCACGACAUCUUUUUUGAAAUCCUAUUCUGUUAACUUCCUCAAGAUAUUUAUAUUCUGAUAGAUCUUUUUGUGUCAAUUCCUUUGCUCUAUAUUGCGAUGUAGUAUUAGAGCACGCUAAAAUAACAGUUUGUGAUUUUUUAAUCGAAUGCUUUGCCUUGCGAAAUUUUCACUUGUAA